Danio aesculapii is the source of this 5944-nucleotide messenger RNA. RefSeq names its product protein serine kinase H1 (gene pskh1). Gene Ontology annotation, biological process: protein phosphorylation. The record is from RefSeq and is a predicted model, not a curated record. Bases 477 to 1745 code for a protein of 422 amino acids. Gene Ontology annotation, molecular function: protein kinase activity; ATP binding. The transcript is spliced from 3 exons. NCBI's taxonomy places the organism in Eukaryota, Metazoa, Chordata, Actinopteri, Cypriniformes, Danionidae.
CCGAAAACACCGUUUCCAAGCAGGCGGUCUCAAUUUCAUACUUUUCUUCUCGUAUCACUUCGUUUCCGAAGCGAUACAAACACACUAACAACCAUUGUUUUGGACUGAACAUCUUUAUUUUAGCAGAUACUAAAGAGAUGCUGUUUUUUAGCCGAAUUAAAGUUUUAGAAAUGCGGUAACGUUAAAGUGAAGAGAAGAGCUGUAACUGGGGCGAGGAGGCUGGCGCUGGGAAUCUCGCCUUUCUACUCCCACCAUUGCCAAUAAGAAAAUAAACUAUUAAGAUUAUUAUCUAUAAAUUUCUUAUUGAUUGGAGUUCAGAUAAUUCUGGAGUAUUGAUUGGAGAGGUUCCUAUAGUGUGUGACUGGACGUGCCCUCUCGUGGCAUUUGCCGGUGUGGCACUGCACCGUGCACCGAUUAGAUGUUGCCAGGGAGAUGAGGAUGUGCUGCGGGCACCAGGAAGGACGGAUUUUGACGUGAUGGGGUGCAGGACAAGCAAAGUCCUCCCAGAACCACCCGGUGACGUCAUACUUGACCUUGUCAAAAAGGUAGAGCCGCAUCAGACGGAUGUCUACAAAAACUUUAUCAAAUAUGAUGGUGGGGGGGAGAAAACAGGCUCGCCGUCCCCUCAGGGUCAAAGCCAGGCUGUUGCAAAGGUGAGCCAAUCCCCUCCACCGGCUAAUGACCAGCCAGAACCUGCCGACUCACACCGGAAAAAAGUAGCCAAAUACAGAGCCAAAUUUGACCCUCGAGUGACUGCCAAGUAUGACAUUAAAGCUUUGAUAGGUCGGGGCAGUUUCAGUCGGGUAGUACGAGUGGAACACAGGAGCACACGGCAACCAUACGCCAUCAAGAUGAUUGAGACGCGCUACCGUGAAGGCAGAGAAGUAUGUGAAUCUGAACUUUGCGUCCUACGACGUGUGCGCCACACUAAUAUUAUCCAGCUAAUGGAGGUUUUUGAGACGGCUGAGCGGGUCUACAUGGUGAUGGAGUUGGCCACCGGUGGAGAGCUGUUCGACCGCAUUAUCACCCGUGGGUCUUUCACAGAAAGGGACGCCACACGGGUUCUUCAGAUGGUUCUUGAUGGGGUGAAGUACCUCCAUACAUUGGGCAUCACACACAGGGACCUAAAGCCGGAAAACUUGCUUUACUACCAUCCUGGUGCUGAUUCUAAAAUUAUGAUCACAGACUUUGGCUUGGCCAGCACUCGAAAGAAAGGGGACGAAUGUUUGAUGAAGACUACCUGUGGAACACCCGAGUACAUCGCUCCUGAGAUACUCGUUCGCAAACCGUACACUAAUGCAGUAGAUAUGUGGGCACUUGGUGUCAUAUCCUACAUCCUGCUCAGUGGAACCAUGCCUUUUGAGGACGACAAUCGAAUGCGUCUGUACCGACAGAUCCUCAAAGGAAAAUACAGCUUCUCUGGGGAGCCAUGGCCAAGUGUUUCCAAUUUGGCCAAGGACUUCAUCGACCGCGUCCUCACCGUGGAUCCUAAUGAGCGGCUCUCUGCGGGCCAGGCACUCAAACACCCUUGGAUUGUGAGCAUGGCAGCUUCCUCCUCCAUGAAGAACCUGCACCGGUCCAUUUCCCAGAAUCUCCUGAAGAGAGCAUCAUCACGCUGCCACAGCACCAAAUCAUCCCAGUCCACUCGCUCCAGCCGCUCCACCAAGUCCAGCAAGGCACGACGCCUUCGUGAAAAAGAGCUGCGAGAGCUCAACCGCCGGUACCAGCAGCAGUGCAACGGUUAAGAGCAAACAAGACAGCGUUUACUUUAGGAAAAACAGUGGAGAGAGCAGAACAACUUCCUGCUCCGUCACCACAGAGCCAAUUAGCAGAAAACCUCCGUCUAAAACUUCCCUCGUUUUCUAUUUUUCUGCUGUCUUCCUCUUGUUUAUUACCUUUUAUGUGAGUGUUUUAUUUAUUUAUUGCUGGUGUAUUUUCAUGUUUGUGUUGACUUUGGAAAUGAUCUCAUUCAGCAUUUUACCUGAUUGUAUCUGUUGAACAGAAUUUUACAAACGUUGCUGGAAGGACUAAGAAUACACCUUCCUGAUUUUGCUGUGAAUUAUUUUGUUAUGGUACCCAGCAAGAGGAUCGCUCUUCUGAUGGGGGAAAUGUGCUGUUUAUUCAUUUUUACCAACAAAUCACUAGACAUAGUGGCAGGUUUUUUUUUUACGUUAACGUUACUUUGAACAUGAGGGAUGGUUAGAAUCAAAUCAUUGGUAACUGCUCGUUACAUUUAGAAUCAGUCUGCUGUUUAAUUAUAACAAUGAGCCUUAAUGGUAUAGAUUGCCAAAAAAUGAAAAUGUUUCUAUCAUUUACUCAGCCUUACUUUGUUACAGAUUUGCAAAAGGGGUUUUGAUGAACCAUUUCGACACAAAAAUCUUCAUUUUGUAAUCUUCCUUUGCCUUAUUCUGAAAUAUGUACACUGUAAAACCCAAUAAGUUAAAGCAACUCAAACUAUUUGAGGAACUCGAUUACAACAAACCAUUUAAGUUCAAAAACUAAUCCUAAUGAGUACUGUGAACUUACUCCAUUUGAGUAAACGAAGCAAUUUGAGCACAGUAAAACACAAUAGAUAAGAACUCAAACCAACUGAGUACUGUAAAACUCAUUAAGUCAACCCAAACCGUUUGAGAAAACCGAUCGCAACAAACCAUUUAAGUUAAAAAACUAAUCUAUAUGAGUACUGUAAACUUACUCCAUUUAAGUUGAAGUAAUGAGGUAUUUAAUUAACUCAUUACCUUCAACACUGAGUUCAAAACUCUUUUCAAAUGAGUAGAAUUAACUUUCAGUCAAUUUUGAGUUAACUACACUCAUUUCAUUUGAUAAAGUUGACUGUUGGGUUUUACAGUAUGAAUAAUAUUUUUAAAAAAUGGUUUUGGACACUUCGAUAACUACAGAAAUAUCCAUGUUUUUGGUUUCCUCGCAUUCUCUUUCAUCUAAGCUUGUCUUGGACAAUUUAUAUUUCUCUUUUUGGUUAAAUUCAUUAGUUAAAUUCAGCUAUUUUUAAGCCUGCAAAAUAUUCUUUUAUCAAAGAUUAGUUAAAAACAACAAAAUUUGAAGUUACUUAAGGGGUUCAUAUGUGAGUGUUAAGGCUGCCAUACAUUAUUUGUUCAUUUAAUUUCUACAAUAUUAACUAAAAUAAUCCAAAAUGACUUUUGAAAGACCACUGUGUACAUUUAUAGCCUUUUUUUCCUCUCUAAAAUUUUAAGUAUGUGCUCAUAAAUGUAAGUUAAAUGGGUUUGGAACAGCAUGAAGCUGAGUAAAUGAUUACAUGAAAAAUGGCAGUUAAUUUACUCAAACGUAGGCCAUUCAAGAUGUAUGUUGACUUUUCUUUAGUAGAAAUGCAAUACCUGUGGUUCUUGAUGAUACAUAUAGAUUUUAUGGAGCAAAAUUAUUUACAUUACAUUGCAUUAUACCAUGUGGGUGCAAACUCCAAUGUGAGCCAAUACUGUGUGUUUACAAUGGAAAAGGAGGACAUGUGUUGUAUUGUUCAUCAAAAUGGUCUAUGAUUUGGCUUAUCCUGGAUGCUGCAACCAGCAUAAAAGGGUAAGAUUGUUGUAUCAUCACUGAUACACCAAUCACUAUAAUAGUAUAUAAUUGUGUAUAAGAGUUUACCAAGGAUCACAGUUUAAGCUAAAGAUAAUAUUUGACAUUCUAAUAAAGGAAAAAAAAACCUUGGAUGGGCUAAGAAUGAGUAUAUUAACUGUAAAUUUUCAGUUUUAGAUGAACUAUAUCUUUAAUUUGGUCCAAAAAUAUCAAGGAGCUCUACACUCUACACAAUAUUUAUUCUAAAUAAGAUAGCUGUCCCUUUUUUUGUGACCCGCAUAUUAUAAGGGCCAAAAAUGGUAGUAUCAGUUGUUUAUACCUGUCAAAAAUAGUUAAAAGGAUCUUGAGACUUGACUUUAAAGUUUAAAGUCAAAAUUCUGUCAUGAUUUACUCACCCCAAAGUUGUUCCAAACCGAAAGAAAAAAUAAGAAAUUCAUCUUCGGAACACAAAUUAAUAUGUUUGAACCAAAUUUCCGUCCCUACAUUGAAAGUCUGACCUUUUAAAACAUUCAUAAAGACAAAUCAAUACGAAUGAAGCAGUUUAAUCCAAGUCUUCAGAAGAAUCACGAUCACUGUAUAUAAUAAACGGAGUGUAGUCUUUUAUUAACAAAUAAAGUACAUGUUUGAAACAUAAUAACAAACCUCAUUGGAUCUUACAUAAGCUCAAAGGUGUCAUGUGACACUCCAAAAUGAACCUUAUUGGUUCUCUCCUGUCAAGCAAGCAUUCCAAAGCUUCAAUUGCCAGAUUUGAAAGUAAACACUGCUUGCUGAUCAAUGUUUAUAUGCAAAAAAAUUAACUUAAAUUUGUUCAGUUCAAAAAGUGAUUGUGUCCUAUUUUUUUAAUCUCUAUGAAUGUUUUAAGCUUCAGAGUUUGAGUGAACUGGCUUUCAAUGGGGGUACAAUCAGAUUUGAUUGAAAAUAGCAUUAGCACUUUACAAUAAAGUUUCAGUAGUUAAUGAAUUUACAAACAUAAAUGAUGAACAAUAAUUUUUUAUAUAUAAUUCCCAGGUUCUGCUGGUUGCAUUUUCAGUGCCAAUCUUAAACCAAUUGUAAUAAUUUGUUUUGGGUCAACUUGAAAUUUCCCCAACCACUGCAGAGCCUGGGGGACCAGAGUGAGUACUCCGACUUGGCCCCACCUUGAUCCCGAUGAACAAUACAUUUAUUACAGUAUGCAUUCAUCCUUGUUAACAUUACCUAAUUGAAAAUAAAGCCACUCUUUGUUAGUUCUCAUUAUCUCACAAUUCAUUAACUAAUGUUAACAAACACAAUUUGGAUUUUAAUAAUGCGUUAAAUUUUGGGGUGAACUAACCUUCAAAAAAGAGACAUGGGCUAUUGAGUUUUGACUAUGAAUCUUUAAAUGUGGUCGGUGAAAAAACCUGCAGUGAUUCUUGACUUCUGCAGUUGGAUCUGCCUGUUCAUGUAUUGCAGUAAUUAAUAUCCGAUGCUGAUUGCUCUCUCAGUAUGGGCGGCCGGUAUUGGAAAGCCCUGAAUCACAAUCGGUUGCUUUCUCUGCCACCAGCUGUUGUUUCUUGAGCAAGACACUGAACACCAUGAAGGCCUUUUGGCAGAUUCUCACUCUUUCCCCCCCUCUGUCAGAAACCAGCAGCGAUGUGCCAAAGAAAUUCCUGUGUGCCUGAUGUAUUAACGAGGAACAUUUGGUGAGAUCUGACAUAUGAUUCCUCACGAAAAUAAUUACUGAUAAAACUGUGAUGAUAUGAAGAUUUCUCAAAAUGUGUUCUUAGAUCAUUUUUUAUCUUUGUUUUUAUAUAAAAGUGUAUAUCAAAAAUUAAAGAGAAAAGGGAAUCUGUAUUUGAGUUUUGUGAUUCCAUUUUAUAGCAAGUGCCUUGAAUUUGUUUCGCUGUUGUGAAAAAUAUUUUGGAAAAAAUUGGUGGACACUUUUUGAUAACGUUUUGAUUUUUGGUUUCCUUCACUUUGAAAAAGGCUGGGUUAUUUUAACCCAAUUCUGGGUGUAAUACGGACUAAACUAACUGCUGGGUUGAUUUUUUUCAAAUAAAAUGUAUAAGACUAAAUUUAACCCACUAUUUGGGUUGUCCAUAUUUGUCACAAUUUGGGUUUAAAUUGGUAACACAGUGUCUCAGUGGUUAGCACUUUCGUCUCACAGCAAAAAGGUUGCUGGGUCAAGUCCCGGCUGGGUCAGUUGUCAUUUUUGUGUGGAGUUUGCAUAUUUCCGCGUGGGUUUCCUCAUGGUGCUCCAGUUUCACACACAGUCCAAAGACAUAGAUAGGUGAAUUGAAUAAACUAAAUUGUCCGUAGUGUAUGUGUGUACAUGUGAGAGUGUUUCCCAGUACUGAGUUGCAGCUUGAAGGGCAUCCGCUGUGUAAAACAUAUGCUGGAUAAGUUGGUUGUUCAUUCUGCUGUGGCAACCCCUGAUGAAUAA